AGCCCUUACGUAACUCUCCUGCAUGUGACACCGUUUAUAACAAGCGGAUCUCGUUUGACGCUGCUAUUCAACUUCCUUCUAACCGUGCAGUUUUCCUAGUGUAGUAGGUAGUACCGCGGCACAAUGCGCUUCAGCAGGUUGUCGUCCACCAAGUCUCAGGGCGGAUGGCCCUCGGUCCGCGGAAAUUGUCGACGCGCUUUGUCAACCCAUGCGGGGUGCACUUGCUCUUAUGGCAUGCCAUUCCCACUGUUACGCCAAAGACCAGUUUCUGGAGCUCGAUUUCUCUCGACAUCACUAGUAGCACACCACAGACCCAAUAAUACCGGCCCCUUUCGCACCAUGGAAGACAAGCUGCAGUCCUUGGCGUUCCGGGAGCGGCUCGCAGCGGCCUACCCCUGGACGAAGGCCCCACUCAUCGUCGGCGCGCCGAUGCGGGUGAUGUCGGGUCCCGAGCUGGCCGUCGCCGUGUCUCGUGCCGGCGGCUUCGGCUUCAUCGGCCCCGGCUUGACACCUCAGGCCACGGCGGCCGACCUGGAGACAGCAGCGGGGCUCAUUGCCGCGGCGACGGCUGCUUCGGGCGCCCCCCAGGCCGGUCCGCACUCUUCUUCUUCCGCCCUCCUCCCCGUCGGAGUCGGCUUCCAGCUCUGGAACGGCGACCUCGGAAUCUCGGCGUCGGCCGUGGCACGGUACCGCCCCGCUGCCGUGUGGCUGUUUGCGCCGGCGAAUGGCCAGCCGGACGUCGAUCGGUGGACGACCCGUCUGCGCGAAGCCGCCCCGGAGACCCGGAUCUGGCUGCAGAUCGGCACGCUGCGGGAGGCGCUUGACGCGGUGCGGAGUGCGUCGCCGCCAGACGUGCUCGUGGUUCAGGGCGCCGAGGCGGGAGGACACGGCCGUGCGUCGGACGGCAUCGGCUUCAUCACGCUGCUGCCGGAGAUCGCCGACGCGACGCAGGGCUCCGGGAUUCCGCUGGUCGCGGCGGGCGGGGUGGUGGACGGCCGCGGCGUGGCGGCAGCUUUGGGCGUCGGAGCGGCCGGCGUGGCCAUGGGAACCCGCUUCCUUGCCUCGCGGGAGGCACGUAUCAAGAAGGGGUACCAGGAUGAGGUGGUGCGCGCGACAGACGGAGGUGGGAAUACGGUGCGGACCCAGCUGUACAACCAUCUGCGCGGCACGUUUGGCUGGCCGGAGCAGUUCAGUCCGCGCACUAUCAUCAAUCGGAGUUGGGUGGAGCACCAAGCCGGGACAGCGAUGGAGGAUCUCAAGAAACGUCAUGACGAGGCGGUUGCCAAGGGGGAUGCGGCAUGGGGUCCGGAGGGCCGGACGGCGACGUAUGCUGGUACCGGCGUCGGGCUGAUCAGGAGCGUGGAGCCCGCCGGCGAGAUCGUCGAAGGGGUUAGGAGUGAGGCAUUGGGGAUUGUCCGGAGACUGAGCGGCCUGUCACACUAGCAUGACAGUAGAAAUGCCUUACCCUCGUAGCAAAUCAAGCCCAGCGCAGAUAUCUCACCAUUCUUGUCCCGCCAGUCGAUCAGCAUAACCAUAUACCUCCAACCGUCCUCGACGUCGAUCCGCCUGUUUCCCGCCCUCUUGUCUUCCCUUCACAUAUUAGGAUAAAUGCUCGGGAUUCCGUGGCAGAUAUGGGUGUCGAGUCGGCAUCUCAACUCCUGCGACGCGCCGACUCAGGUGUUGUACACAUCUGUCUCCUUUGACAGCAAGACCUCCGAGUAGCGGUAGAUCAACCCUUCGUAGAUACGGAUAUCCCCGCCUCUCUUAGACUCCGC
Messenger RNA from Chaetomium strumarium, 1775 nucleotides. RefSeq lists its product as uncharacterized. Gene Ontology annotation, molecular function: nitronate monooxygenase activity. The coding region runs from base 124 to 1443 and encodes 439 amino acids. The transcript has a single exon. The record is from RefSeq and is a predicted model, not a curated record. NCBI's taxonomy places the organism in Eukaryota, Fungi, Ascomycota, Sordariomycetes, Sordariales, Chaetomiaceae.